CAGCAUUCUUGGUUCAAGCGGAUUCCCAUGCGGUGUAUCGUGGGGUCGGGUGCCGCCGUCGGCGCCGCCCUCGGCGCCGCCCUCGGCGCCGCCUUCUGCUCCCGGGCAGGCAUGGUAUCCGUCGCGCCGCUGGAAAGGAAGAUCGACCCCCUGAGGUGUAUGGGCAAUUGGUACGUGCAGGUGUCCAUCCCGACGCCGUUCGACCGCGGGGCUGCGAAUGGGCUCGAGCAGUACGAGUGGGACGAGGAGAGGCAGCGCGUGAUGGUGAAGUACACUUUCAACAGCGGCUCCUUCGAGGGCAAGACGAGAGAGGUGGCGCAGGUAGGCCGCGUGCACCCCGAGAGCGAGCACGGGACCACGUGGCAGGUCGCGCCGUGGCUGGGCCUGUUCUACCUGCCCUUUUGGCUCGACUACAUCGUCAUCGACAUCGACGACAGGGACUACUCCUACAUGGUGUGCUCCUCUCCCAGCACCGGCGGCCUGGCCCCCUGGAUGUACAUCUCGGGGGCAGAAGGUGGUAGAGGACGACUACCUGGAUAG
Molecule: messenger RNA, 540 nt
Organism: Prorocentrum cordatum
Lineage: Eukaryota; Dinophyceae; Prorocentrales; Prorocentraceae
Source: the annotation of a GenBank genome assembly